CACACAUCGAGGAUCGAGGAGAGGAGUCAAUAUUUUUGCAAAUUGGAGUGAAAAAGUGAAAAUUAUUGUUUUUUCUUUAAACCUUUGACUUGUAUGAGUUCUAUGAUUUUUGUAGACUGAGAAGACAACCUUGGUGGUAAAAAUAAGUGCCCCACCGAUGUUUUUAGAAGUGAAUAGUGAUCCAGUAUAGAGGAUCUCGGAGUAGGCUUGCUUGCGGGUGUGAUGAGCGUGCUGGGCGGCUAGGCCAUGGAGAACAUCCGCGCGUGGACGGAGGAGGACGAGGCCAUCAUCGCCACCAACACGGACGCCAGCGAGUGCAAGCGCGGCGCCGUGGAGCUCGGCUACUGGCGCGACGACUACGUGCAGUACUUCUCGCGCCGCGCCGACCGCCGCGCGCCCGAGAUCAACCGCGGCUACUUCGCCCGCGUGCGCGCCAUCGAGAUCCUCGUGCACCAGUUCCUAGAGAGAUGCGGCAGCAAGUGUCAGAUCAUCAGCCUGGGCUGUGGCUACGAUACUCUGUACUGGCGGCUGCGGGACUCCACGCGAGCCGUCGGGAACUAUGUGGAGCUUGACUUCCCCACAGUCACUGCUAAAAAGUGCCAGAUCAUUAAGAGGAAUAAAGCUUUGAUGGAGAAAAUUACAAAUGAAGACGGAGAGGUAGUGAUCCGCAGCGGGGACCUGCACGCCGACAACUACCACUUGGUGGGCUGCGACCUGCGCUGCGUUGCAGAGGUGCGUCGCAAGUUGUCGUCGGCAGGCGCGCUGGGCGGCGCGGGCGCGGCGGGCGCGGGCGCGGCGGGCGAGGGGCGCGGGGAGGCGCUGCCCACGCUGGUGCUGGCGGAGUGCGUGCUGGUGUACCUGCGGCCCGAGCCCGCCGCCGCGCUGCUGGCCGCGCUGUGCGCCGCGCUGCCCACCAGCAUGGUGAUCGUCUACGAGCAGUGCAACCUCGACGACAAGUUCGGAGAGGUGAUGGUGCGCAACCUGGAGUCGCGCGGGUGCCUGCUGGCGGGCGCGGCGGGCGCGCGGGGCGGGCCGGGCGCGGCGGCGGCGCGGCUGCGCGCGGCGGGCUGGGCGCGCGCGGCGGCGUGGGACAUGCGCGCGGUGUGGGCGGCGCUGCCGGCGGCGGAGCGCGCGCGCGCCGACCGCCUGGAGCCGCUGGACGAGCACGAGCUGCUGCAGCAGCUGCACGCGCACUACGCGCUGGGCGUGGCCGCGCGGGGGGCGCUGCUGGCGGACCUGGAGCUGGACGACCCCGCCGCGCUGCUCAGCGGGCCCGCCUCGUAGCCGCGCCGCCGGACUAGCGGUGUGGCUGCGGGCACGACACUUGCGAAGGCGAGGUGGGGCGGCGCGGAGCCCAAUCGCGCCGAUUGGUACACAACGCUAUGUUCUGCACCGUCGCUCCGCCCGUUGCAAGUUUCGUACCCGCAGACUUUUUAGACUUCAUCGGAAACCUUGUCCUUAACUGGCUUAGUUGAGAAUGUUAUCAAUUUGAUUCAAGUAAAAAGUUGUUCGUUAUUGGGUCUAUAUUCUUCGAAAAAGUUAAGCCAUUCAACACUAUCAUUCUGAGCACAUCCAUCUGAC
Plutella xylostella (diamondback moth) is the source of this 1581-nucleotide messenger RNA. RefSeq names its product leucine carboxyl methyltransferase 1. Gene Ontology annotation, cellular component: cytosol. The record is from RefSeq and is a predicted model, not a curated record. Gene Ontology annotation, molecular function: protein C-terminal leucine carboxyl O-methyltransferase activity. NCBI's taxonomy places the organism in Eukaryota, Metazoa, Arthropoda, Insecta, Lepidoptera, Plutellidae. Gene Ontology annotation, biological process: C-terminal protein methylation.